AGUCCUACCCAUGCUGUCACAUACGCUAUUGUGGCACAGAUAUAAACAUGAGUCCUCUAUAUUUCUCUAUGAGCUAGCCUAACCGGAGCCAGCUGUGUCAGAUGAAUAGAGAGAAAUAGGGUGUCAUUUGUUCAGAGACUUACACUAACAUUACAAUUAUUGAAUUGUCAUCGAAAUAUUUGAAUAAUGGAUUUAAACAUUAUCCUGUUGCAGCUUCAAACUGACAAUGAAGAGGACAUUGAAAGGCUUUUGUACCAGUACAACGGAGAGAAUAAUCUCACAUUCACCUUUGACCCAAAAGGGGAGGAUCUACGAAGUAGGCUGUGUCAGGGCCUACUGACUGUGCUGGGGAGGCAGGUUGGGCCCCGCUGUCAGAGUACCUGCCUGGAGACCCUCCGCAUUCUGUCCCGAGACAAGCGGGUCCUGGGCCCUGUGGGAACCCGGGAGGGCAUGUUGGUCCUGGCCGGGCUGGCCCGGUUGCGGGGGGGAGCGGAAGGGGGUGACAGCCUGCAGAGGGAGGUCCAGAUAGAGGAGAAAGAGAGGGUAGUGGUGGAGGCCCUCAAGUGCCUGUGUAACGUGGUGUUCAACAGCACAGCAGCGCAGCAGGUGGGUGCCGACGUGCAGCUUGCACGGGGUCUGUGUGCCCGCCUGCACGCCGCCCGCACUGGGCGCCACGAGGUGGGCCUGUUCUCUCUGCGCCUGCUCUUCCUGCUCUCGGCGCUGCGACCAGACGUCCGGGGGGCACUCCGGAGGGAGCUGUGUGCCCUGGGGCUCCUCAAAGAGGUGCUGGAGUGUACCCUGGAUGUACGCUGGGUGGGCCCCUACGAGGUGGCCCCUCUAGACCCCCAGGCCCUGCCCAUCCCUGCUGAAGACAAUGAGAGGGCCAUGGAGGCCCUGAAAGCCCUGUUCAACCUCACGCUGUCUGACACUAGCGACGAGGAUGGUGACCACCAGCUCCGCCUCAUCACCGCCAUCAUGCGCCAUCUAUUGAUGCUAAAGACUCAGGCAGAGGACAAAACAGAGGAAGCACACAGCCACGCAAUCAAUUUGCUUAGUAACCUGCCUGUGCCUUGUCUGGAUGUGCUGAUUGAUGUGCCCGUCCAGGGGGGCCAGGAGGAGUACAGCGGGAAGAACAUGGACGUUGUGCAGGUGCUACUGGACUUCAUGGAGAAGAGGAUAGACAAGCAGGGCGCCAACUUCAAAGAGGGGCUGACCCCAGUUCUCAGCCUGCUGACCGAGGGCUCCAGGUACCACAGGGAGAUCCGCAGAUACAUCAAGACACAGGUGCUGCCCCCUCUGAAGGAGGUCAAGGUCCGCCCGGAGAUCGGGUCCACCAUCAGGAACAAACUGGUGCGUCUCAUGACCCACGUGGACAUGGGUGUGAAGCAGAGCGCAGCAGAGUUCCUAUUUGUCCUCUGCAAAGAGAACGUGGACAACCUGUUGAAGUACGCAGGGUAUGGUAAUGCAGCAGGACUCCUGGUGGCUCGAGGCCUGCUGGCAGGGGGGCGAGGAGAGACAAAGUAUUCAGAUGACGAAGACUCUGACACUGAAGAGUACAAAUCGGCUAAACCUUUCAUCAACCCCAUCACGGGCCACGUGGAGGAACCCAUGCCUAACCCCAUAGAAGAGAUGACUGAGGAGCAGAAAGAGUACGAGGCCCAGGAACUAGUCAACAUGUUCGACAAGUUGUCAAGGCAGCAGCUGAUUAGGCCCAUGGGGGUGAGGCGGGAUGGCUCACUGGCGCCCCUAGAGGAGGCUCUGAGACAGCCCACAACUGACAGCUGCAGCUCAGACUCAGACUAGAGCCACUACCACCCCAGACCCCAUAUACCUAUAAUAGGCUGUGUCCAACACAGUUCCCAUUUCCUCACACCCCUGUCUGUCAGACUGAAGGGGCCUUGCCCCGGCCUUUCCCCAUAGGCUGUUCUGUUCUCUAAAGCUGACUUAUGCCUGACUUGAUACGACACAGGAAAGGACAGGAUUAAGGUCGAGCACAUGUUCCGACCACACCAUUGUUACUACUUAAAUGUAUUUUUAUUUGAUGUACCAUUUCUCUGCUCAGUGUUCUCAAAUUUGAUAGAAUGGAAGAUUAGCUCUUAAUCAAAUUGUACUGUAAUCUGUAUAGAUGUGAAUCACUGAAAGCAUGGUAGCCGGGGUGGGGUUUGACCAAAUUUGACUUGGAUAAGAAAUCAUUCCUUAGAUAUAAUUAUGUAGAUUUUGUUCUUUAUAUGUUUAAAGUGUCAAUAUUUA
Oncorhynchus tshawytscha (Chinook salmon) is the source of this 2250-nucleotide messenger RNA. Its product is annotated as synembryn-B. The transcript is spliced from 10 exons. The record is from RefSeq and is a predicted model, not a curated record. Gene Ontology annotation, cellular component: cytoplasm; plasma membrane. Gene Ontology annotation, molecular function: G-protein alpha-subunit binding; guanyl-nucleotide exchange factor activity. The coding region runs from base 187 to 1803 and encodes 538 amino acids. Gene Ontology annotation, biological process: G protein-coupled receptor signaling pathway. Lineage: Eukaryota; Metazoa; Chordata; Actinopteri; Salmoniformes; Salmonidae.